Capsicum annuum is the source of this 3585-nucleotide messenger RNA. RefSeq names its product TMV resistance protein N. Gene Ontology annotation, biological process: defense response; signal transduction. The record is from RefSeq and is a predicted model, not a curated record. Gene Ontology annotation, molecular function: protein binding; ADP binding. NCBI's taxonomy places the organism in Eukaryota, Viridiplantae, Streptophyta, Magnoliopsida, Solanales, Solanaceae.
CAUCUCUAUGUUGCUCUUCAACAGAAGGGGAUCAACACCUUCAAAGAUGAUGAGAAACUAGAUAGAGGCAAUUCCAUUUCACCAGACCUUCUGAGAGAAAUCGAAGAGUUAAGGAUCGCGCUGAUUGUAUUCUCCAAAAAUUAUGCUAAUUCAACAUGGUGUUUAGAUGAAUUAGCAAAGAUCAUGGAAUGCAACAAACGAAAAGGACAAAUCGUGCUUCCGGUAUUCUAUGAUGUAGAUCCAUCAACGGUGAGGAAACAAAAAUCCAGCUUUGGAGAGGCAUUUAGCAGUCAUGAAGCCCAUUUCAGUGAUGACAAGUUGCAAAAAUGGAGAGCAGCACUAGAGGAAGCGGCUAAUUUAUACGGCUGGGAUUCGCCGAAUACUGCCAACGCGCACAAAGCUAGGGUCAUAAAGCAAAUUGUGGAAGAUAUAAUGACUAAAUUGAGUGUACAGACACAUGCAAGCAAUGCUGAAGAUCUUGUUGGAAUGGAGUUACACCUGCAAAAAGUGUAUAAAAUGCUUCAGAUCGGGUCUGAUGAAGUUCGCUUCCUUGGGAUAUUGGGAAUGGGCGGAGUGGGGAAGACAACUCUAGCGAGAGUCAUUUAUGAGAAUAUUCGGAGUGAAUUUAAAGGUGCAUGUUUUCUUCAUGAAGUCAGGGACCGUUUAUCAAAACACGGCCUAGAGCUCUUGCAAGAGAUGCUUCUUUCAGAAAUCCUUGUUGAAAAAGACCGAAGGAUCAACAAUUCAUUUGAAGGAGCCAAUGUGCAAAAACUAAGACUAAGGUACAAAAAGAUUCUUCUUGUUCUUGAUGAUGUUGAUCACACGGAUCAGUUAGACGCUUUAGCCGGAGAGAGUGAAUGGUUUGGUCCCGGAUGUAGAGUCAUCAUAACAACCAAGAACAAACACUUGAUUAUUAAGUACGAGGUUGAAAAGAUAUACAGGAUGAGUUCUUUAAACGAAGAUGAAAGUUUACAACUGUUUAAACAACAUGCUUUCAGGAAGAACCAGCCCACCGAGGAAUUUGCGGAUCUGUCAGCUCAAGUGAUAAAGUUUACUGGUGGACUCCCGUUAGCUCUUAAAGUUCUGGGCAGUUUCUAGUAUGGAAGAGGUUUGGCAGAAUGGACGAGUGAAGUGGAGCGUUUGAUACAAAUCCCAGAAAAUGAAAUUUUGAAGAAACUCGAACCAAGUUUCACUGGUCUCCACAAUAUUGAGCAAAAGAUACUCUUAGACAUUGCAUGCUUCUUUUCUGGGAAAAAGAAGGAUUCAGUGAUCAGAAUACUUGAAAGUUUUCAUUUUAGCCCUGUCAUUGGUAUAAAAGUUCUCAUGGAGAAAUCUUUGAUCACUAUACUAAACGGUCGCAUUAUAAUGCACCAACUGAUACAAGAAAUGGGCUAGCACAUUGUUCGUCGAGAAGCUUCUUACGAUCCAAGAAUAUAUAGUAGGUUGUGGAAUUGCGAAGAUAUUUCUCCCGUGCUUGAAAGCAAUUUGUUAUGUAGUUACGAUCAUAUGACUUAUAUUAUUUUCCUUUUCUCAUCAACCUUUAAUUUUUUUGCUUAUUAGGGAACUGAAAAGAUUGAAGGCAUAUCAUUGCACCUGACUAAUGAAGAACAAGUGAAUAUUAGUCACACGGCCUUCGUGCAGAUGGCCAGGCUAAGGUUUCUCAAGUUCCGGAAUGUCUAUGUUUGUCAGGGCCCUGAUUUUCUUCCCGAUGAACUAAGGUGGCUUGAUUGGAACGGAUAUCCUUCCAAAAGUCUGCCAAUUAGCUUUCAGGGAAAACAACUAGUUAGUUUGAAAUUGAAAUAUAGCCGCAUCAUACAGCUUUGGAAGACCUCCAAGAUUCUAGGAAAUCUGAAGUACCUUAACCUUGGCUAUUCGCAGAAGCUAAUAAGGACGCCAGAUUUUUCAGGUACCCCUAAUCUUGAAAGACUGGUUCUUGAAGAGUGCACAAGUUUGAUAGAAUUCAAAUUUUCUGUUGGAGAUCUUGGAAAGCUAGUCUUUCUGAACCUGGCAAACUGCAGAAAUUUAAAGACCCUACCAAAGAGUUUUCGACUAGAAAAGCUUGAAAUUCUCAUUCUUUCAGGCUGCUCCAAACUGGAAACAUUCCCAGAAAUAGAUGGGAAAAUGCAUCGUUUAUCAGAACUGUAUUUAGGAGCGACUGCUUUGAGUGAACUGCCUUCGUCAAUUGAGGACCUGUCCGGAGUUAGUGUCAUAAGUCUAAGCUGCUGCAAGCGAAUUGAGUGUCUUCCUAGCAGUAUUUUUAGGUUGAAGUUUCUGAAAACACUUGAUGUGUCCGGAUGCUCAAAACUUAAAAAUUUACCAGAUGAUUCGAUUUUAGUUGGUUUACAGGAGUUCCACUGCACUUACACAGCCAUCCAAACAAUUCCGUCCUCUAUUUCUCUCCUAAAAAACCUUAGGCAAUUAUCUUUCCGUGGAUGUAAUGGUUUGAGUUCAAAAGUAAGUAGCUCAAGCCAUGUCCAGAAGUCUAUGGAUGUAAAUUUUCAGAAUUUAUCGGGUCUUUCUUCAUUGACUGUGCUGGAUCUUAGUGACUGCAACAUUUCAGACGGAGGCAUUUUAAGUGAUCUCGGAUUCUUACCGUCUUUGGUGGAAUUGAAUCUCGAUGGUAACAAUUUUUCCAAUAUUCCGGCUGCAUGCAUAAUUCGUCUCACUCGACUUAAAGUCCUUGCAUUGGCUGGUUGUACGAGGCUUGAGAGUUUCCCGGAACUACCUCCAAGUAUAGAAAAGCUUUAUGCUGAUGAAUGCACAUCUUUGAUGAGCAUUGAUCAAUUAACCAAAUAUCCAAAGUCGCAUGAAGUUUCCCUCACAAAAUGUCAUCAGCUUGAAAAGAAUAAACGGCAUGCCUCUAUGCUUGAUUCAUUGUUGAAGCAUAUGCUCAAGGUAAUAUACAGGAAUCACAGUUUUAGUUUGUUCAUCUCUGGCAUGGAGAUUCCCGAGUGGUUUACAUACAAGAACUCUGCAACUGAUUCAAUCUCAGUGGCCUUGCCCAAAAAUUGGUACACACCCACAUUCAGGGGGUUUGCUAUUUGUGUUGUUUUUGACAUGAUUCCUUCCAUACCUAAUUAUACCAAAUGCCUAAAAACGUUCCAAGGACUUGUGAUGUGGUUAAGGCUCACAUGCCAUCAUGGUUUGCAGUGCCAAUUUAACUCACGUUUCAGCCUUAUAGGAAGUGAAAAACCUGUGGGUGUAGGUAACACUUUCCUCGCCCUUGUAUCGCUUCAUCUGUUUGGGCUGUUGAAGAAUGAUAGCAGUUGCAAUCCUAAUAACUUCAUUCAGCUUCAGCUUGGGGUCUAUGAUAAGGAUGCGGUGACUAAAGGUUUGGGAGUGCGUCUAGUGUAUGAGAAUAGUACCCCAAAGACUCAAGAGGAAAAGAAAGAAUUGAUGGGCAAAAGCUUUCUUCAGGAAAUGACAUAUGAAUAGUAGUAAAAAGUCAUAUCAUCAAUUGGCUCAUGCUCAAAUCUGUUCUUACUGUUUGUUUCAUUGGUUUUUAUGUAAAUUAAACAAAUGUUGUUGCUGAUUACCAUAUCCAAAAGGUUUUUUAUAUAUAAAAAAGAAUUACAAAUGCUUGAA